This is a messenger RNA of Dendronephthya gigantea, 3599 nucleotides long. RefSeq names its product myelin transcription factor 1-like. Lineage: Eukaryota; Metazoa; Cnidaria; Anthozoa; Malacalcyonacea; Nephtheidae. The transcript has 25 exons. Gene Ontology annotation, molecular function: zinc ion binding. Gene Ontology annotation, cellular component: nucleus. Gene Ontology annotation, biological process: regulation of DNA-templated transcription. The record is from RefSeq and is a predicted model, not a curated record. The coding region runs from base 480 to 2720 and encodes 746 amino acids.
UAAUUAUGUAUAUAUACAAAUUGGAAGUUGAAAGAGUAGGAACAAAGUUUUCUCCCGUCGUGUAAAAGAAGAAAGUUAACGAAACAAAGCUUCUGGCUUGCUUUAUCGUAGACAUUCGCCUUGAAUAGUCGCGCCCAGCAGGGGGAGUUUUCCCUGGAGCUAAGAUCGUAAAUAUUAACAAGCUGACCGGGCAGUCACGCAUGUCAAUAGGUCAAACAAAUCGGGCGAAUUUGUGAACGACUAUCUCUCUAAUUUCACGGCGUCGCUCAAUACAAGCUCAGGCUGUGUUAGGAGGAAUAUCUACACAGAAGAAACACUUUCAACAACACUUGACACGGCGUCGAUGCGGUAGAAAGGGGAAUAAUCGGGCAUCCAAGUCGCGGGGCAUAUUGAAUUACUCCAAGUCUGAAAGAAGUUUGUAAAAUCAUUGUUGGUGUUCAAAGUGGUAAGAUUUCUGAAGUCCGAAGGCUCGUGGGAUAAUGAAACGAACGUGCGAGUACAGUUUGCCUUCUUUGGAGGAGGAAUUUGAAUCCAAGACACCCAGAUUGUUACUACGGAUCUCCAACGGUCAGAUCAAGCAACCGUUGAAAACCGAAUCGUAUUCGGAGGACGACAGCCCGGGAUCUGACAGUGAUGCCGAACUGGCGACAGUUGAAAACAAUUGUGAGAUUUGUGGAGAGAUCGUGGACACCGAACAGUUUCAAUUGCCUGGGAAACGAUACUACUGUAGCUACGAGUGUUUGGAAGUUGAUGCAAAGGAUUGCAGAGACGACAGCGAGAGUGGUGAAAAUGAGGUGUUUUUGAGUAAGGAUGACAACGAUUACCUCGCCGAUGAACAAGUUCAAAAGACCAAUCGUGAUAUGAAAAGAUACGGUUCAACUGCAUCAGCGCAAGAGCUUCUCGGCUGUUCCACGCCUGGUUGUGAUGGAAAAGGCCAUGCUAAUGGGAAAUUCUCUACACACAGAAGCGUCCAAGGUUGUCCAAACGUUUCCAAGGAAGAAAAUAGAAAAGCUCAACUAAAUUCCGAGGGUCAAGAUGAUAAAACAUUUCGCCAUUUCUUCUCACGAUGUCCUACGAAAGGUUGCGACGGAACUGGGCACAAGUCAGGCCUCUACGCCACUCAUAGAAGCCUCUACGGAUGUCCCAGAAGAACGGCUAAAAAAGCAUAUAACUUCGUCAUUGAAGGGGGAAGCUCGUUGAAAUGCCCUGUUCCUGGCUGCGACAGCUCUGGUCACAGAACCGGUCUUUACACUUCGCACAGAAGAGCGUCUGGCUGUCCUCUGGCCGCAGCAAGGAGACACUACGAACGGCAGUUAUCACCUUCAACUAAAACCAAACGAGGUCGUCGCCCUUCCAUAUUGAACAUGGGCCAAGGUGUUCUUCAAGACAGUCCAACUUCUCCAGACUCAGGAAUUUCAUCGGGUUCCAGUCUCGAAGACCUUAACUCGGCCAAGAAGGACGUAAACACAGGUUCCCCCAAAGAAAAGGUUCAUUUCACAUUCCCUCGACCGGCAGAGAGUAAUCCAGGAAUACCUUUCUCAGCGACAAUGGUUCGACCAAGUAGAGUUGCCAGCCCUCUGUCAAAUUCAACCCCCGGAAAUACAGCUUCAAUGAGUUCUGUUGUCUGGAGUGUUGGUUAUCAAAGUCCGAUUGCCCCCACCGGGAUCGCCACCAGUGUCGUACAAACUGCGCACAUCAAGCAAGAACCCAGGGGGGUGAAGUCAGAGGAAGGAGACAAAGAUCUGAUGUGUUCCGAUGAAGAAUUCUCCGAUGAAUCCAGCGGUUCUGAGGAAUUUAUUCAAGAGCCACGCCAUCAGUUCAGUUUGCCAAUGCCUGAAAGACAGGAGAAACUAGCAACUGAAGUCAAGACAGAACCAACUAACGACGACGAUGCAAGCAACGAAUAUAAUAAAAUGAUUGAAGUUUCAUCAAACAGUAGAAAUCUGCCCAAUACCUCAGCGGACAAUGGACAACCACGACAGCCUGAGCAUACAGAAGUAAGAUGUCCCACUGUGGGUUGUGAUGGCACUGGUCACGUUACUGGACGCUUUGCUUCUCAUCGUAGUUUGUCUGGCUGUCCUCUGGCGCCCAAGUCAACACCAGUGAAGACUGAAACAGAUAACAACAAUCCCGAAAGAGCGCUGUGUCCGACCCCAGGUUGCGAUGGUUCAGGUCAUGUAACUGGUCAAUUCCAAUCCCACAGAAGUUUAUCCGGGUGUCCAAGAGUGUCGGUGGAAACGAAGAAGGAACUCAUGAGACGUGAAGUGGAAAUCAAGUUAGCGUGCGGGGAUAAUUCACCGGAGGUUGGUCCUAAACCAAUCAAAAUGCAAGCUGAACAACACAUCGAUCGCGUACGAGAGAUCGAGAAUUUGGACAAAGAAAUUCGCAUCCUCAAGGCGACGAACGACCAGUGCACGAAGGAGAACUUCGAGCUACGAAAAUCCAUUUCAGAGAUGGAAAAUCAACUGAAGUCGAGCGAGGAGGAAGUGGAAGAGAUGAGGACAGGUCACAGCAUCGCACGCACCAAACUAGUCAUCUUACAAACUAAAUUCAUCGCCAGUCUCUCGAGCGUCAUGCACAACAUUUCUGGCACAGGUAACCUAAAUUACAACACUUUCGAUAACUGCAUCGAUAUUCUUAGCGAAGUAUUUUCUCAACCCGAGCUGAACGCGGUUGCCAUACGACAAGUCAAGGAGGCCCUGAGCGAUUUUAAUAUUUAAUUUGUUUUAGUUUUAACUUCCAGGAAUGCGCGCAUUGUGAACGAGCGGCAGACGUUUUAACACGCAUGCGCAUAUCCACGUUUCCUGUUAUAAGAGAUCUGUAGGGUAGCAGCGUCUUUAGAAAUCUUACCAUGAAAUAGGUCCAGCGACUGGCUUCUAAGCUAUACAGGAAAACUUCGGGACGUUUCGACAUAUAAUUUCAUCACAGAAGCUAGAAAUAUGCCAACUUUCAUCAGGGAGGUUAGAUAUAAACCAUCAAUGAUUAUGGCUACUUUCCUGCAUUGGUCGAAACGUUGAGAAGUUUUCUUUUAUAUUUGACGCAGUUUUUUGAAACUAUUUCAUGAGAAGAUAUUCACAUGCAGACUGAAUUCAGUUCGAGGCCUUAGGUUGUAGAAGUGAAAUGUAUUUUUCGCGCGCAAAGCUUUAUUAUAUAGAACUGCGCUCAGACUAGUGUUCACAAUGUAUAGUCAUUCUAGGAAGUUAAAGACUGAUUGUAGCCUUAGUAUCUCAUAUGUGACAUUGGAAUUUGGAAAGACAGUUUUCACCCUCGAAGAGAGUGUCUUUCAUAGCAAACGAGGUCAGUUGCUAGAAAUAAGACGUUUUCUUCGAGUUCAUGAGCUGGUUAUUAUUCCAGAAGUACUUUCGCAGACCAUUGAUAACUAGUAAUCGAUACGAUGGUUACUAUAUUGUACAUAGAAGGGCUAAAAUCCUGGGUCUGAGAUAAUAGGUGUGAUUAGAAUAACUACGGUCUAAUUAAAGAUUACCUCGGAUAUUGAUCAGGGACCAGAUUGUUCGAAAGGCGGAUAAGCCAUUGUUUAAAAAUACUCUUGAUACAUCUUGUGAAUGAGUGAACCUGCGUCUUAUGCAUUAAAUAUGUAC